Messenger RNA from Vigna angularis (adzuki bean), 2269 nucleotides. Its product is annotated as mechanosensitive ion channel protein 10. Lineage: Eukaryota; Viridiplantae; Streptophyta; Magnoliopsida; Fabales; Fabaceae. Gene Ontology annotation, cellular component: plasma membrane. The transcript has 6 exons. The record is from RefSeq and is a predicted model, not a curated record. Gene Ontology annotation, biological process: detection of mechanical stimulus; transmembrane transport; monoatomic anion transport. Bases 53 to 2158 code for a protein of 701 amino acids. Gene Ontology annotation, molecular function: mechanosensitive monoatomic ion channel activity.
UUUCAUGUCCAUUUAACAAGAGAAUUUUGGCCACCACAUAGCCUUCUAAAAAAUGGAGAAAUCAAGGUCUUCAGACCAAGUCGUUCUCUUCAUCGACCAACAUAAUCCUAAACCAUCAUCCAUGGAAGCAGAAAAUCAUCAAGAAAAACCCAGACACCCCAUAAAAGUAAAAACCCUUAACCGUCUCAACUUCUCAAAACCCAAAUCCCGAAUCCAAGAGUACAACUAUGUUCCCCGGAACAAGCUUGCAGCCUCUAAAGAAGAAGAAGAUGACAUUAUCCAACCCACCUUCAAGCUCACUUCCAACGAAGAAGACGACGACGAAGAUGACUGGAAAUGGGACAAGGAAGAGAUGGAAGAGGAUGGCUCAGAGCAUAGCACAAAAUUGCACCAGAAGAAGAAGUUCAGAGUCAAGUGGAGGCUCCUGAUGGAGUGGGCUUUGUUCCUCAAUAUAUUGUCAUCCUUGGUGUGUUCUUUGACCAUAUCUUCCAUAACCAACAUGCACGUACUGGGAUUGGAGAUUUGGAGGUGGUGUGUCAUGGCAAUGGUUACAUUCAGUGGUCGUCUGGUUUCAGGGUGGCUAGUUGGUGUGAUAGUGUUCUUCCUUGAACGAAACUUCAUGCUAAGGGAUAAGGUGCUGUACUUCAUCUACGGGCUUAGGAAGAGCAUAAGAAACUGUUUGUGGCUAGGCCUUGUGUUACUCUCCUACUGGAGCCUGGUAUUCGACGAUGUCCAGAAGAAGAACCACAAGUUUCUGAACAAGAUGUUUCAGGCGUUGGUGGCAGUUCUGGUGGGCGCAACCAUUUGGCUGGUGAAGAUCGUGCUGGUGAAGAUGCUGGCUUCUUCGUUCCACGUGACCACGUACUUUGACAGAAUGAAGGAGAGUGUUUUCCACCACUACAUUUUGGAUACUUUGUCGGGUCCGCCGAUGCAAGACGCGGAGGAGAUAUUGCGGCAGCACCACCUGACGGGGUCGAAGUCGAUGCCUGCGAGGAUGAAGAUGAAGGAGGCGAAGAACUUGUACAAGUCGAAGAGAUUUGGGUCGAGGAAGAUCGACAUGGAGAAGCUGAGAGAGCUCAGCAUGGAGAGCCCUUCGUCUGCAUGGAGUGUGAAGAGACUUGUUAACUAUGUCAGAUCUUCUGGCUUGUCCACCAUUUCCAGAACUGUGGAUGAUUUUGGCAAUGCCGAGUCUGAGAUCAAUAGUGAGUGGGAAGCUAGAAACUGUGCUCAGAGGAUUUUCAAGAACGUUGCCAAGCCUGAUGCCAAGUAUAUUGAAGAAGAUGAUCUGAUGAGAUUUUUGAAGAGGGUUGAGAUACACACCAUAUUUCCACUCUUUGAAGGUGCUCUUGAAACAGGACAGAUAAGCAGGUCUUCAUUCAGAAAUUGGGUGAUUCGAGCAUAUUAUGAACGAAAAGCCCUAGCACAGUCACUGAAUGAUACGAAAACAGCAGUGCAACAGCUUCACAAAAUAGCAAGUGCAAUUGUCAGUGUGAUAAUAAUCAUUGUGAUGCUUUUGGUGAUGGAGGUGGCCACUCUCAAGAUAAUAUUGUUCUGCAUAACACAAACAGUUCUCAUAGGUGUUGCCUUCCAAGGUACCUGCAAGACUGUGCUGGAAGCCAUAAUCUUUGUCUUUGUCAUGCACCCUUUUGAUAUUGGAGACCGAUGCGUCAUUGAUGGAGUUCAUAUGAUCGUAGAAGAGAUGAAUAUCUUGACAACAGUGUUUCUUCGAUAUGACAACGAGAAAAUUUACUACCCUAAUGCAGUUUUGCUCUCUAAGCCAAUAAGCAACUUCUAUAGGAGUCCAGAUAUGAGUGAUGCAAUUGAUUUCACCAUCGAUGUUUCAACUUCCAUGGAGACCAUCCUUGCCCUCAAGAAAUCAAUACAGAUGUACAUUGAGAGCAAACCCAAGUAUUGGAAUCCAAAAUACAGUUUGAUAGCCAAAGGAAUAGAGAAUGUGGACAAGCUAAAGUUUGCGCUAUGUGUGCAACACACUAUCAACCAUCAGAACUAUGGUGAGAGAAACGUUAGGAUAACUGAGCUUCUCUUGGAACUGAAGAGGAUCUUUGAGAUCCAUGGUGUGAAGUAUCAUCUUCUUCCUCAGGAGAUUCAGAUCACCCAUAUGAAUAUUGAACAUGGCAAAGUUCUGUUUCAAUCAUGAACGACAUUCCAUCGUUAUGCAUUUACCAUGUAUUACUACCCCACCAAUAUCACUUGUUAAUUACUUAUUUGCUUUCAAACAUCAAUUCUACUAUAUGCUCUAAUUGCACUA